Penicillium chermesinum is the source of this 1155-nucleotide messenger RNA. Its product is annotated as S-adenosylmethionine synthetase. Gene Ontology annotation, biological process: S-adenosylmethionine biosynthetic process. Gene Ontology annotation, molecular function: methionine adenosyltransferase activity; ATP binding. The transcript is spliced from 3 exons. The record is from RefSeq and is a predicted model, not a curated record. Gene Ontology annotation, cellular component: cytosol. Lineage: Eukaryota; Fungi; Ascomycota; Eurotiomycetes; Eurotiales; Aspergillaceae. The coding region runs from base 1 to 1155 and encodes 384 amino acids.
AUGGGUGCUCCCGGUACUUUCCCCUUCACCUCCGAGUCUGUCGGCGAGGGUCACCCCGAUAAGAUUGCUGACCAAGUCUCCGAUGCCAUUCUCGAUGCCUGCUUGGCGGAAGAUCCCCUCUCCAAGGUCGCUUGUGAGACUGCUACUAAGACUGGUAUGAUCAUGGUCUUCGGUGAGAUCACCACCAAGGCUCAGCUCGACUACCAGAAGGUCAUCCGUGGCGCUAUCAAGGACAUCGGCUACGAUGCUUCCGAGAAGGGCUUCGAUUACAAGACCUGUAACGUUCUGGUUGCCAUUGAGCAGCAGUCUCCCGAUAUCGCUCAGGGUCUCCACUAUGAGGAGGCUCUUGAGAAGCUCGGUGCUGGUGACCAGGGUAUCAUGUUCGGCUAUGCCACCGAUGAGACCCCUGAGCUCCUUCCCCUCACUGUUUUGCUCUCUCACAAGCUCAACGCCGCCAUGAAGGCUGCUCGUGUCGAUGGCUCCAUCCCCUGGUUGCUUCCUGACACCAAGACCCAGGUCACCAUCGAGUACGCUCACGACAACGGUGCUGUCAAGCCUCUUCGCGUCGACACCGUCGUCAUCUCUGCCCAGCACACUGACACUCUUUCCACUGAGGAGAUCCGUGAGGUCCUCAAGGAGAAGAUCGUCAAGGGUGUCAUCCCCGCCAACCUUCUGGACGACAAGACCGUCUACCACUUGCAGCCUUCCGGCCGUUUCGUCAUCGGUGGUCCCCAAGGUGACGCCGGUCUGACUGGCCGUAAGAUCAUUGUCGACACCUACGGUGGUUGGGGUGCCCACGGUGGUGGUGCUUUCUCCGGAAAGGACUACUCCAAGGUCGACCGUUCUGCUGCCUACGUUGCCCGUUGGAUCGCCAAGUCCCUGGUCAAUGCCAAGCUCGCUCGUCGUGCCCUUGUCCAGCUCUCCUACGCCAUUGGUGUUGCUGAGCCCCUCUCCAUCUUCGUCGAGACCUACGGUACCUCCGACAAGACCUCUGAUGAGCUUGUCCAGAUCAUCCGCAACAACUUCGAUCUGCGCCCCGGUGUGAUCGUUCAGUCUCUGGACCUGGCUAAGCCCAUCUACGCCCAGACUGCCAAGAACGGUCACUUCACCAACCAGAACUUCUCCUGGGAGAAGCCUAAGGAGCUGAAGUUCUAA